Rhinolophus ferrumequinum (greater horseshoe bat) is the source of this 2044-nucleotide messenger RNA. RefSeq names its product sodium-dependent phosphate transport protein 1-like. The record is from RefSeq and is a predicted model, not a curated record. Lineage: Eukaryota; Metazoa; Chordata; Mammalia; Chiroptera; Rhinolophidae. Bases 296 to 1693 code for a protein of 465 amino acids. The transcript has 13 exons. Gene Ontology annotation, biological process: monoatomic anion transport; phosphate ion transmembrane transport. Gene Ontology annotation, cellular component: membrane.
ACUACAAACAUCCCAGAGAAGCCAGAAGAGGGUCAGCAAAACCUGAACCUCUGAAGAAGGAAAAGCCAACUGAUACAAGACAUCCAAGUCUGUUGGCCAAAAAAGGCUGAAGGUUUGCAUCAUUUCUUUGGAGAGAAUAUAAGUGGUUCAAUUUGUAGAGCAUCUGGAUGGUGCCAGGCACUUACUAGGCCACUUUAAAUGCAUAAUCAUCACGAAAGAUGCUUAAGUAGCACUUGCAGGGGCCAGAGAAGGGACCCUUUAGCCGGAAGAGAAGCCAGCAGACACCCGUGCACAAAUGGAUGACCAGCUUCCUUCCAGGAAAGCUCCAAGUUUUUGUUCCCUGCGCUAUGGGUUAUGUCUCCUCCUGCACUUCUGUAAUGUUGUCAUGAUGUCACAGCGCAUGUGUCUGAGCCUCACCGUGGUCGCCAUGGUGAACAGCACAGAUCCACACGGUUCGCCCAACACCUCCACAAAGGACCUCUUGGAUAACAUAAAGAACCCCAGGUAUAACUGGAGCCCCAAAAUCCAGGGGGUCAUCUUAAGUUCCAUCUUGUACGGUAUGCUCAUCGUGAAUAUCCCCGUUGGGUAUUUGUCUGGAAUAUACUCCAUCCGGAAAAUGGUUAGCUGUGCCCUGAUCCUCAGCUCCCUGUCCAGCCUGCUCAUCCCCCUGGCAGCGGACGCCGGUGAAAUACCACUCAUCGCCUGCCGGGUAGUGCAGGGGCUGGGCCAGGGGACAGUGUCCGUAGCUCAGCACAUGGUGUGGGUCAAGUGGGCCCCUCCCUUGGAACGAGGCCGACUUACCUCUCUGAGUGUAUCAGGACUUAUGCUGGGACCCUUCAUUGCCCUGCUUGCCACCGGAUUCAUCUGUCAGGCCCUGGGCUGGCCCUUUGUCUUCUAUAUUUUUGGUGCUUGUGGCUGUGCCCUGGGUCUUUCCUGGUUCAUUCUGUUUUACGAUGACCCAAAGGACCAUCCGUGCAUCAGCGUCGAUGAGAAGGAAUUUAUCACCUCCUCCCUCGUGGCACAGGUCAGCUCGAGCGGACAGCCUCUGCCCAUCAUGGCGAUGCUCAAGUCUCUCCCGCUCUGGGCGAUUUCCCUUGGCUGUUUUGCCUUUUCCUGGACAAACCACAUCCUGUUUCUGUACUCGCCGACGUUUAUCAGCUCCAAGCUUCAUGUAAACAUGACAGAGAACGGGCUGCUGUCAGCCCUCCCCUAUCUGUUCUCCUGGCUCCUUGGGAUCCUGGUGGGUCAGGUAGCAGACCUCUUCCUCUCCAGGAACAUGUUCCGCGUGAUUACCGUCCGGAAACUCUUCACCACGCUAGGUCUUCUCCUGCCCUCCCUCUUCGGGAUAUGCCUGUGUCACCUGAGUUCCGGCUUCCACAGCACGAUAAUUUUCCUCAUACUUGCUAGUGCAACAGUGGUCUUUUGUAUAGUCGGAAUACUUAUCAACCCCUUGGAUAUUGCUCCCAGAUAUUAUGGCUUUCUUAAAGGAGUUACAGUUCUAAUUGGAAUGACAGGAGGGCUGACCUCUUCGACUCUGGCUGGAAUAAUCCUUAACCGGGAUCCAGAGUCUUCCUGGCCUAAAAUCUUCUUCCUGAUGGCAGCCAUUAAUGUAAUAAGCCUAACUUUCUACCUUAUAUUUGCUAAAGCAGAAAUUCAGGACUGGGCUAAAGAAAAACAACACACACGCCUCUGAAGGAGGGUGACUUUCCACCUCAUCAGAUCCAGCCUGGAGACUCCGUAAACUAGAAAAGACAUCUCUGCAAGAAUUCUUCACAGCCAAGCUGGGAGGGUCCUUUCCAGGCACUUCUCAUGAACCCCCACGCAGCCAGGCUCAAGGAAACUAACACCUGGACCCCCAUUUCCCACCUGGAAAAGGCUAAUCUAUCUGGAUUUCAUCUAUUGGAAGGACAAAAUUUUCUUGGACUAGUAGUCUGCUCUUGAUAAGAGAUUAGGAUCUUAAGAUUAUAAUGCUCAGUGAAAUAAGUCAGACAGAAAAAGUCGAGAACCAUAUGAUUUCACUGAUAUGUGGUAUAUAAACCUGAAA